AUGGUUCAAACUACAGUCUUAUCUCGGCAAGAUGCGUGGGCCGAUAACUCCAGCCUCUGUGAGUUGCUGCUUGGCGGGAUCGCCAGCCUAUCCACAACCUUAAUGGGUUAUCUCGAUCAGCACAUAAUCGAUUCCCUGACAUCCAGCCGAUCAUAUCAAGAUAAGCGGAGUAUAUAUCGGGUGUUCAUCGUCCUGCUGGCUCAACUGCCCCUUGUUGGCACAAUAACAUCCUUGACCAAAGUCGACCGAAACAUAGCCACGAUGCACUCGAUGACCCUCGGUGCCCAAGAGGUGACGGAGAUCCUUGCGACCGUCGGGGCGCAAAAGGGCAACAUGCGCCUGGACAAAAUAUUCUUGAGUGCUGUCUCGGCGGGCUGCCUAUUGGCUUUUGCGUGCGGCACUGUCUUGAGUACCAAUGCCACACCGUGGUUUCAAGAAAACGCACCUGGUCUGAUGCGGACCAUCAGCGCAUUGGUCUUUCCGUAUGGAUUGUGUAUGAUUAUUCUCACAGGGGCUGACCUAUGCACGGGGUCAUUCAUGUUUACAACCAUCGCAGCCCUUCAUCGCCGUUUAUCUUGGACUAAAAUGCUGAUCCACUGGGGAGUCACGUUCCUUGGCAAUCUGGCAGGAUCGCUAUUCGUGGUGGCUAUCAUAUUUGGAUACGGGGAUGUGUUCUCGGCAGACCCCUUUCGAUCAGCGGUGAUCUCUUUCGCGACAAAAAAGCAGGUCGCGCCCAGUUUUCACACUGUUUUCUUAAGAGGCAUUGGCUGCAAUUGGCUGGUGUGUCUGGCUUGCUUCUUCGGCUUCCAGGGCCAAGAGCUAGCAUCUAAAGUGAUUGGAAUAUGGGGGCCAACCUUUGCGUUCGUCUCUCUCGGGCUUGACCACGUUGUCGCGAACAUGACAUUCAUCCCACUGGCAAUUUGGGUUGGAGCGCCUGAAAUCACAGUGAGCCUCUAUAUUUGGAAAGGCAUCAUUCCCACAUUGUUGGGCAACAUCAUCGGUGGGGGGCUCUUCUGCGGAACAUACUAUUGGUACAUGCAGCUCCUUGACAUCAAUACUUUGCCCUUAUAUGAGACCAGGAAAAAGGGAGAUAGCUCGCCCGAUUCGGUAUCGCAGUGUGACGGAGUCGCCGUCAAAUAAUGUUUGAAACAACUUUCAACCUUGAAGUCACGC
Penicillium olsonii is the source of this 1173-nucleotide messenger RNA. NCBI's taxonomy places the organism in Eukaryota, Fungi, Ascomycota, Eurotiomycetes, Eurotiales, Aspergillaceae. The record is from the annotation of a GenBank genome assembly.